GUAUAUCCCAUUACCUCUUUCCCUUCUCCCCUCCCAUUUGGAACAAGCAACUCGCGUAGAACAUGAUCCAAGCAACUAGCACGACGCUGCGCCGUUGCGCGGCGCGAGCCUGCAACGGCAGCAGCGGCAGCCAGGCGCUCAAGCGGCACGUCCAGCGAGCAACGUUCGCGUCCGGCCCUCUCGAAAAGACGGCAUACCACCAGAUGCACGUCGACAUGAAAGGCAAGAUGGUGCCCUUCGCGGGCUACGAGCUCCCCGUUCUCUACGAGGGCGAGGGGGGAGGGGUCAUGAACGAGACUCUGCACUGCCGCGCGCCGGGGAAGGCCAGCGUCUUCGACGUGAGCCACAUGGGGCAGAUAAGGUGGACCGGCAAGGAUGCGGCGGAUUUCAUCGAGAGGUGCGUCGUGGGGGACAUCAAGGGGCUCAAGGCCGGGGAGGGGCGGCUCACGCUCAUCACCAACGCCAACGGCGGGAUCGUAGACGACACCGUGGUCACGAACGCCGGGGACUACAUCUACAUGGUCGUGAACGGGGCGUGCAAGCACGGCGACAUGGCGCACUUCAAGGAACAGAUGGCAGACUUCAAGGGCGACGUGCACAUGGACUACAUGGAGACGCAGCAGCUCCUGGCGCUGCAGGGGAAGGGCGCCCCCGCCGCCCUCCAGUCCCUGAUGCCCGACGGAGUGGACGUUACGAAGAUGCUUUUCAUGACGGGCGUCGACACCACCGUGGCAGGCAUCGAGGGCUGCCGGGUGACUCGCUGCGGCUACACCGGCGAGGACGGCUACGAGGUGAGCGUUCCGUACGACUCGGCGGUGGCCCUGGCGGAGUCGUUCCUCGGCAUCUCAGGCGUCAAGGUGGCGGGCCUGGGGGCCCGCGACGCGCUGAGGCUGGAGGCCGGACUCUGCCUGUACGGGAACGACAUCGAUGGCACUACUAACCCGGUGGAGGGGUCGUUGGCAUGGACUAUGGGUGGUCCCAAGGGACGGCGAAGACUUGAGCAGGGCUUCCUGGGCGCGGAACACUUCCUCACCCCAGAGGGAAAACUCAAGAAGCAAACCAGGAAGCGCGUUGGCAUCUCCGGCAUGAAGGCGCCCGCUCGAGACGGCACCGAGAUUUUCGACGCUGAGGGCAAGACCAAGAUCGGGACGAUCACGAGCGGGACCUUCAGCCCCUGCCUCAAGAAGCCGGUGGCCAUGGGCUACGUCGAGACGGCGCACGCCAAGAACGGUACCGACGUCAUGCUCAAGAUCCGCAACAAGAUGGUGCCGACCGCUGUAACCGCUAUGCCGUUCCUCGAGACGUCGUACUACAAGCCGUAAACCGAACACCCUUUUUCUUGGCCCACACGCGUUGUGGAGCAAAAUGUGUUGAGGGUGUGCGUUUACGGCAGAUCAGUUGUCCUUUUACGGGUGGUUCGAAACCGCGAAAGAGACGGCACAAAUUUGGUAGCACAAGCAAGUGUGCAGCAGCAGCGUCCCGCGCACCGUGCUGGUGGUGGUGGUUGGAGCGCUCGUCCUUUUUGUGGUCGAGAGUGAGGAUGGUUGUUGUCUGUGUUGACGUGGAUCCUUCAUGGUGUGCCCGACAUGGCAUCGCUGACGGACAGCCUCGACAAGAGGCGCCGAGGAGCGUUGCCCAAGGGGGACCGAUCGAAACAGGAGUGACAAAAAAAUUGCCUCUGCUAAACGCAUUGGUCAGUAGAGGAUGGGGUAUCCCGCAGCGGUGAAGUCUACCACAGCAGUAUGUGAGUGUUGUGAGUGGCGUAUGGCUACGCCGCUCGACUGGUUUGUGCGUUCGGGUGGCAGAAACAGACUCAGGAAUAAAACCACGGGAAUCCUGUUUCGACCUUUCCUGUUCGAUACGAUGUCGAGAGGAAAUCCUGUUUCGUGUUUUAGGUGGCUUUGUUUUUUGUGGGGCAGCAGCGGUGUGUGCCAGGAGUGUUGAUGUGUUCUACAUUCCAGGCUGUAGGGAGGCAUAUGGUCACGUGGGGGUUUUAACGUUUUCGUUGUCGUUUGGCACCGUUUUGUUUGAGUUUCUACAUGUAUUGCUCGUUCACAUGCGAGCUAGUACGGAUCAGAAUGAUUCUUAAGGUUCUGAGCGGAGUCGGAACAACUAUUUAAACGUGCAGGUAGCGAAAACAAUAUCUCUCGGGGCGAGAAGAUAUGGUUGAUUCUGUACCUAAACUGUGCGCCGGCUGAGUUUUGAUGUCGUUUAGGGUCGAGAGACUAGACGAUGUCAUCGGCCCGAAUUUAUCUCGAGGGGGUCUGCCAAGCUUUUGUCUUGAUGCUGCGGGACCCCUCCCGUAUAUAGAUGGCGCCCGCGCUUAAGAACCGCUUAUAUUGGCUAAGGCUCGAUGCUUAUUGGCUGCCUCAAAUUGAGCACUUGUUCUUAUUUUCAAAGUUCUUACUUCGAGUAGGCAUAUUCGUAUGAUACAAGGGGUUCUUGGUUCUUAUUUCUGCGCCGAGGGCCCCGUUGGGAGGACUUUUUGCCUUUCUGGGUGGAUUCAGCAUGACACUUGAGCUGUUCAUACAACAGAGUAUAUUAAUAGAAGGUCGCUCAACAGAGACCUCUGGAAUAUCGACGUAUCGCAGAUCACGAUUGGGUAGAGUUAAAUACAGACGCGGUAUCGCCUGAACAAAAGACGCAUCGGAGCAACCACGUUGAACCAUGUAG
This is a messenger RNA of Ectocarpus sp. CCAP 1310/34, 2673 nucleotides long. Lineage: Eukaryota; Phaeophyceae; Ectocarpales; Ectocarpaceae. The record is from the annotation of a GenBank genome assembly.